GGCUGACAGAUUAUCGCUCCCAGGAAUUAGAUGUUGAGUGAACGUUACAGGUGGAGCAGAGAGCGUCGAGCCGGAUUCAAGACCAGUACUACGACAGCGGUCUCAGCGGUCCUUAAUGCAGAUCCUCACAAGUCCUGAGGUGGACACUGUGAAGAUGAUCUCCUCCAGCACUCCUCACCAGUAGCUGAGCAGCAUGGCUUCUGCUCCUCCUUCCCUAGAGGACAACAGUGGCUCAUUAGCACUGCUCUGGAGGUUAACGCCGACAUAGAUACUCACCACGCAGGACGCCGGCUUAAAGCAGAACAGAAGCAGGCUGCGCUCGACUCCAAAGGCACUGGUCAAAAAGCUGAAUGAACUCCGUUUAGAGGAUCUUUGAAAACAUAAAAUGGCCCAUGUCAGAGCAGCACAUGUUCAUGACAGUGACAUCACCACAGUUUAGCAACAGCGACAUCUGGACUGAGACCCUGGACCAUGUUCUGUCUCUGAUCGGGUGCUACGGUGGCUGAGCUGGACCACGCAGCUCUUCCACACUUAGACAAACCUGGACUCUGAGUCAUGUCUCUUCUCUCAGCCCUGACCCUCGUCUGUGGAUUGAUGCUCCACGUUUCCUUCAGUGCACUCAACCCUCACUACUGUGUCCCACGAAAGACUGUGCCCUACCAGAGCGAGCUGAAGUCGUUCACAGAAAAAGGGGUCUUCAACUACUCCACCAUGCUGAUGAGAGACGACCUGGGUCUGCUUCUGCUGGGGGCCCGAGAGGCCAUAUAUGCUCUGGACAUCAACAACAUCUCUGUCAAAAAGGCUGCGGUGUAUUGGCGAGUUACCGAGGAAAAGCAGAGGGAGUGCACGUACAAAGGAAAACAAGCUGAGGUGGAAUGCCGUAACUACAUUCGAACCCUGCACAGAGUGAAUGACACUACAAUGUAUGUGUGUGGCACAAAUGCUUUUAGCCCCACCUGUGAUUAUAUGACGUUUGAUAAUGGACAGCUGAGGCUGGAGGGAAAGCAGGAUGAGGGAAAGGGGAAGUGUCCUUUUGAUCCCUUCCAGAGAUAUUCCUCCCUCAUGGUUGGAAAUGACCUGUAUUCUGCUACAUCCAUCAACUUCUUGGGCUCUGAGCCUGUGGUUCUGCGUAGCUCCGACUUGGCUCUCCGCACUGAGUUUAAGAGCUCCUGGCUCAGUGAGCCAAACUUUGUCUACAUGGACUUUGUGGGUGAGAGUUUUGACAGUCCUGAUGGUGAUGAUGAUAAGGUGUACCUGUUCUUCAGUGAGAAUGCCAUGGAGUACGACUUCUACAGCAAAGUUGCAGUAUCUCGAGUGGCCCGCGUCUGCAAGGGGGAUAUGGGCGGCCAGCGGACGCUGCAGAGGAAAUGGACGUCGUUCCUGAAAGCUCGUCUGGAUUGUUCCCUCCCUGAACCCAGCCUGCCCCCCAUUGUCCAGGAUGUCUUCCUGCUAAAGCACGAUGACUGGAGGAAGAGCGUCUUCUAUGCUGUCUUUGCACCCCAGUCGAGCUUGUCCCAGGCAUCUGCAGUAUGUGCAUACACUGUGUCUGCAAUUCGAGCCAUUUUCAAUGAGGGCAAGUUUAAGACACCUGUUGCUGUGGAGACAUCUCACAUCAAGUGGGUGAUGUACACAGGAGAGGUGCCAGUUCCCAGACCAGGAUCGUGCAUCAACAAUGUGGCACGUGGCAUGGGGAUGAAUCGCUCUCUGGACCUCCCUGACAAAACCCUUCAGUUCAUCAGGGAUCGCCCCCUUAUGGACGAGGCUGUCCGGCCUCUGACAGGAGGGCCGCUGCUGGUCAAGAGGGGAGCUCUGCUGACUCGGAUUGUAGUGGACAGCGUGUUGGCCCUGGACGGACAGAGAUAUGCCGUCAUGUUCAUCGGCACCGAAAACGGUUACAUUCAGAAGGCUGUCAACUAUGCUGGAAACAUGUUCAUCAUUGAGGAGAUUCAGCUGUAUGAAAACCCUGUGCCUAUUAGCACCCUGCGCCUCUCGUCCAGCAAGGGCCAACUUUAUGCAGGUUCAGAGUUGGGUGCUGUCCAGAUGCCGGUCAGUAACUGCAGCCGCUAUGACGCUUGUGUGGACUGCAUCUUGGCCAGGGAUCCUUAUUGUGCCUGGGACUUCGCCUCUGAGCAGUGCUCGUCAGUGUCCAGCUUGUCAUCCUCCUUAAAUACUGCAGUACAGAGUCUGAAGGAAGGAGACAUCUCACAGUGUCCUCAGCCAGACCCAGUAGCAGCUGUGGACUUUACCCUAGUUCCAGAGAACAACAUCCAGCUGCCGUGCCAGAUCCACUCCAACUUGGCGCAGGUCCUGUGGCGAUUCUCUGACCAAACACUUCACUCCAACAACAAAUACUACAUCUACAGCGGGGGCCUCCUCAUCCUGAGCGCCUCUGAAUCGGACGCCGGUCUGUACACCUGCGACUCAGUAGAGCAGAUCAAUGGCAGAACAUACAGCCGGACAAUGGCUGUUUAUCAGUUACAGCUGUACUCAGGCCCCGGAGUGGGGGACCGCACUACUCCUGGUAAUGAAGUGACAAAUUCCUCAGACACUGUUCACAGUCUGAAUACAGCUGCACCAGGACUGGCACCAAACCUGGCCGAUGAGGACCUGUUGUCCCCUGAGAAUCAGAGCGACACUGGCAGGGUGACUGGUUUGGAGGUGGCUGUGGCUCUGCUCUCGCUGCUUUGCCUCUCCCUGAUGGCAGUCAUAUUUUGGAUCUGGAGCCAAGGAUGCUGGGGAUGUUUCAAGUUUCCGCAGCGCUCCAGUGAAAGCGAGGGGAAAAGGCAGUCAGCUGAAUAUAUGCACAUCCAGAACAGAACUUCAGAGAUAAAGCUCCUGGGGCCUGAGUCUGGAAGACCUUGCAGUGCCAAUAAUAAUCACUCUGCUGUUGACUUCAAAGGGAACGGGGAGCACCACUUCACACCAAUGGCCAACAUUGCAAAUCUGGAUGGUCUGGGAUACAUAAAUGAUGAGUCAGAGAUUUGACUCUGCUGAGGUGUAGAAUUCAGUGCGAGGCCAACAACAGUGCACUAAUUAUCCUCCUGUAGGUGCACUACUGUAAAAAAGGUUUCACAUUAUAAAUUCUUUUGACUGGUGUCCCGUUUCUUUCUGACAAUUUCCAACACUUUCUAUCAUUUCCAUACUGUGACUGGGCAGCUGAUGUUCACUGAAGAGACUUUUCAGGAUUCCUAGUGGAAUUUUCACUCCGGGAAAUUGUUGAAAGGUCUUUUUUUUUUUGUACGUGUGUUUUUUUUUUUUUUGUAUGAUGACAAAUACUGAAUACACUUUUUGUAAUAUAUUGUGUACAGCCAAGACAUUUGUUUAUUCAGCUACUAUUUAUUUGUCACAAUGAAGAUUUUAUUUCAGCAGUUCAAGUUGUGUAAAUGGGAUUGACAACAACACUUCAGAUGCAUUUCAUUUUAUGGAUACUGCUGUUAAUUUAAGAUAGCAUUCAUCAGCCACAGAGCAUUCUGUCCAGUCUUUGGUUGUGUUAGUGACUGGUCAGUAACCCAUAAUACUUUUAUUUUAUUUUCCAUGUGGCUAAAAUGGAUUACAUUCUUACCUCUGCAUUUAAAGGAUCAAAUGCCAAAAAAAGAGAGAAAUUAUUUCACUGCAGUAAAUGUUGUAUUAUCAGUGACAGUGAACGAACAGAUAUCAAAGUUUUGUACAUUUGUGUCAGUGAAUCAACUCUUUGCAUCAGGGACACAAUACAGUUAUGAAUGUUGGGUUUUCUUGCCAAACUUCAGAUAAUACAGCCCUUGCUGCUAAUAAAAAAAAAAAUCUUGAUUGAGAGUUUGACAUGUCCAUUUGUCAGCAAUGAGUACCUCCCUCUCACUCUCAUGCAGAAAUUCAUUUGAAGGUGAUGCUGAAAGCCUACCUGACAGGUGUGUUGUCUUGAUGUGUCGGAGCAGGCGCUCCCGUGGACUGUACGGCAGAACAAUCAACAAAAACACUGACUCCACACUUACCUAAGACAUGUUUGUUUUUGUCGAAUAAGAUGGAGACCGACCAAAAUUACAGGAAGGUUGCUUGAAUCUGCUCUGUGUUUUUCACACUCUGUCAUUAACAGAAUCACUCUGAGCUGUCUUAGGUUUCAUCUCAAACAAGUACUGUAGAUGUGAAACGGGUUGAAAUGGGUCUCUGCUGAAUUAUUCAACAGUGUUGUAUAAGAAAGUUAUCAUGAACAGAGUCAUAGUUAUAUAUUGGCCUAUAAAAUUACAACUAAUAAAAUAUUGCCGAUUGGA
Molecule: messenger RNA, 4244 nt
Organism: Scatophagus argus
Lineage: Eukaryota; Metazoa; Chordata; Actinopteri; Scatophagidae
Exons: 14
Coding region: 556-2985 (809 amino acids)
Biological process (GO): negative chemotaxis; negative regulation of axon extension involved in axon guidance; positive regulation of cell migration
Molecular function (GO): chemorepellent activity; semaphorin receptor binding
Source: RefSeq, a predicted model, not a curated record